AUGCGCAACUGCUCAAAAAAUAUCGAUUGUAAUUGUCAUCCAGUUGGUUUGGUGACGGGUGUUCCAGGGAUUGGAAAAAGUAGAUUGUUAAUUGAAUGUGUUAAUCAUAUUAGAAAAAGUUUUCCGGGAUUUUUAAAAGACUUGGUCGACCUCAUAAUAGUAUCUUAUAAUAAUGGGAAUACACCUUCUGAUUUAAAUUUGCAAUUAGGGGCAGAAAAAUCUUUAAGCUUACAACUUUUGCAUUUUGCAUUUGUGAAUCCAUCAAGAAAGUAUAUCGAGUUUGUUGUGAAUCUAAAAAGAGAAGGAUUUAAGUACGAUAUUACUUUCAGGGAAGCAAUUUCCAUUUUAUGCAAAGGGUUAAAUAUUCGAUCUAUAGACAAAUGGCUAUUGGUUGUAUCGAUUGAUGAUCCAAAUUCUUGGAAGUGUCAUCUGAGUAUACACUGUGAUAGGCCUGAUGGCAAGAACGAUGGUUACUACAAUAAAUGCUAUCUUUUAAUGGAAACAUGCAAAGAAUUUCGUAUUUCUCUAGCGGAUGUUGGAGAAUGGCCAUUUAAGGAGGAUGUUUUGCCUGCAGUUAAAACCUAUGUAUAUAGACGUUAUUCAGAAGGUGCUGAUCCAUUUGCUGUUAAAUUUAUUGAGGAUGUCAUCCUUCAAACACCUGUAUGUCGAAAUCAAUUGAUUGAUGACACUGUGAAUUCAUCUACUACCUAUGGUGAUCUUGAAUCUCGAGCAGGUGUAUUACUUAUAAAACAAAAUGAUGCAGAUAUUGUUACAAUGCCUUUUCUUCUUCUCGAAUGGCUUUCUGCUAAAUCAAAAUGUCUGAAGAAUCCAGCGAUAGCUUUACUUAGAAAAAUGCUAGUGAAUGGUGGUGGUAAAAACAUAAGCAACCAAAGUCAACUAACAUGGCAAGAAUUUGUCGCUCUUUUUGAGUCUGUUAAGACAAUGCUUCUAUGUCAACGUGAAAAAGAAUUCGCAUUUUAUAGCGAUAACGAACCUACAACUAUUAAUUUGUCUGAUUAUUUCAACGUUAAGCGACGAUUUUUGCCUGAUAUAGUCUUACCUCAAGAUGUUAAGGUUUAUAAAUCCAUGGAACAAUUUCCAAGAAAGAAACAUAUCACUGAUUCACGUACUGGAAAAACUCUAAAUUGGAAAUGUGAGACGAGCCCGAUGAUUAUUAAUGGGAACUCAGCAGAAUUUGCAGAUAUUUUUACAAUUAGAAGAAUUGGUGAACAAUGCUUAAAUGAAGAAAGACAUUGA
Funneliformis caledonium is the source of this 1257-nucleotide messenger RNA. Lineage: Eukaryota; Fungi; Glomeromycota; Glomeromycetes; Glomerales; Glomeraceae. The record is from the annotation of a GenBank genome assembly.